CUUCGCCGUGGUUUCGGUGAGCAUUCUUAACAACGUCUCGCUCAGUGAACAGGCACUCGACCGUCGGUGAAGGAGUGUUUCCAAAAUGACUGGAAAGACAUUUUAAGGGAAUAAGAGUAGACUGGAAACACAAGGGAAACGAAAAAGAAAGAUUAAAUAACAGAGCCUUCACUUCCUGCACUGUGACCUCAAACACCGGCUUCCCCUGCAGACUGAAUUCCUGUAGGUAGUAAAGAUCUGCAUCAGACUGAAAGAAGUGGGAAAAGAAGAGCCGGUCUCAACUCAAGCUGGUCCUUGAUGGACCAUUAAGUCUGUUCAGGCCUUCCGGGUAAAAGCGAUGUUUUUGGGAGCUGGAGGACGUAGCAGAGUGUGUGUGGGGCCCCUCCUGUCCCUCUUUCCCAGCACCCCUCCUGACAUGGGAUGCCAGCCCCCUACCUCCCUGCCCUGAGCUCACCUGGGGUGUUAUGAACAGCUACAGAGACAGAGGGGUCACUUGCACCUCCUCGGACCUCCUGGAUGGAGGGGGAGGAGGGGGAGGAGAGUUGCCCCAUCAAACUCCAUUUCGUCACACCCCCAAUGGCCACCCAGCUCUUGGCCUCACAGACCCGGCCAUGCAGCCACGCUUCUCGGUGCCCAAAAUGGGUGUCCGGGCUAGGAUUGCAGAAUGGCCGCCACGCCGUGCGCAGUCCAGGGAGUCACUGCUUGAAAACGGGCAAAUCGGCAACAAUAUAAUUUCCUCAUCAGUUUUGUCAUCGGACAUUGGGUUGGUGCGGGGAGGAGUUGCCAGGUUGCCAAGACGACGGUCAAAGGAUGUUGAGUUUAGAGGAGGAAUGUUUGGCGGGGAAAGAGGUUCACCUUUGAGCCUCAGAGUGUUUCCUCCUUUGAGACAGCGUUCCAACAGCGAGGUGACACUAAGUGAGCAAGACGAGAACGAGGUGGAGGUCCGUGGAGGUGGCGGGAUGGGGACCCUUUUCAGAGAGUACGGCAGCACCUCUUCCAUCGACAUCCAGGGCAUUCCCGAGCAGAGUUUCUUCGACAUGCUCACCCAGUUCCACCAGGAGAGGCCUGACCAGCGCAGCUCAGCACCUACACGCCUCAGAGAGCUGCUGCAAGCCCAAGACUCGAGCACACCCCUACCCUCUGCUCCCUCGCCUGGUCCCACAGGGGACGACAGAGGGACGGGAAAGAAAGAGGGCGCCGAGAGAGUGAGGAAAAAAAGUGGAGGGACGGAGUCCUCGCUGGGCACCUCCUCUUUGUUCAGGAAACUUCGGAGCUCUAGCCGUGGUGAUUUGGACGGAGGUAAAGGAGAGAGUAAUGAGGACGGGGCCUCCUACAAACCAUGGAUUUGCCCAAAGAGCUUUGUCCACUUUGAUGCUCAGAGUAUCCUGUUUGACCUCCACGAGGCGGCGGCUCAGCGGGGCUAUGCUGCCCAGAGGAGGAACACUGCCACCGGGGCGUCAGCUGCUUCAGUGUCCCUGUCUGUCUCGAGAUCCUCAGCUGUGACCGACCCUGUUUACUCUAGCAUUGAGGACCUCACCCUGAGCCUCGACCCUGGAUCCACUACACCCUCCCUUGGCUUGGCCUUGGAACCUCUGGACGGACCUCCUGGAGCCCACAACUCAAGCCCUCUGCUCCUUUGCUGCCCCCACUUCCUCAAUGAGACCGGGGGCCAUGGGGAGCGUAACAUUAGCUUCCUAAGCUCGUCAGCAGAGCGAAGCGCUGACAGAGGAGGAGACGGACUGAGGGGUUGGCUGAGGAAGAGUAACGCUAGCGUCUCAGUGCUGGAGGUUCCUAUUGAACAGCAGGUGACGAGACUGGACCGACUGAAACUGUACAGCAUAGAGCAUGUAGACCUGGGGGCCAGGUACUACAGAGACUACUUCCAUGGAAAAGAGCACUCAAACUACUUUGGGACAGAUGAUAAGAUGGGUGCUGUGGCUGUGAGCAUUCGCAGGGAGAAACUGGAAGACACCAAAGACCUGAAAGACCAGUACCAGUACCGACUCAUCGUCCGAACCAACGAGCUUGUGACCCUGCGAGGCUCCAUAUUAGAGGACGCGGUCGCCUCUACGGGGAGGCACGGCACAGUGCGGGGUCUGCCACUCAAGGAGGUGCUGGAGCAGGUCGUCCCAGAGCUCAGCGUCUCCUGCUUGAGACUCGCGGUCAGCGCGCCCAAAGUCACCGAGCAGCUCCUCAAAUUGGACGAACAGGGAUUAAGUCAGAAGCACAAGGUGGGCGUUCUGCUGUGCCGUGCGGGCCAGAGCACCGAGGAGGAGAUGUACAACAACGAGGGGGCAUCGCCCGCCUUCUCUGCCUUCCUGGAGCUGCUGGGGGAACAAGUGCUCCUCAAAGGAUUCACCAAAUACGCCGCACAGCUCGACACAAAGACGGACUCCACAGGCACCCACUCCCUGUACACCGCCUACCAGGGCUACGAGGUCAUGUUCCACGUGUCCACCAUGCUUCCCUAUAUGCCCAACAACCCCCAGCAGCUCCUGAGAAAGAGGCACAUAGGGAACGACAUCGUCACCAUAAUCUUUCAGGAGCCGGGAGCGUUACCUUUCACCCCCCAGAACAUUCGCUCACAUUUCCAGCACGUCUUUGUUAUUGUGCGUGUGCACAACCCCUGCUCUGAAAACACCUGUUACAGUGUUGCUGUAACGAGAAUGAAGGAUGUACCUCCUUUUGGUCCACCCAUCCCCAACGGUGUCACCUUCAGGGACCCAGAAACCUUCCGUAACUUCCUCUUAGCCAAAGUCAUCAAUGCCGAAAGCGCAGCGCACAAAUCCGAGAAGUUCCACACCAUGGCGACACGGACGCGGCAGGAGUACCUGCGUGACCUGGCUGAGAACUGCGUAACCAGUACGCCGCUCGACUCGGCCGGCAAACUUAACAACCUCAUCUCCCUCGCAUCCAAAAAACGCGAGCGCUCCAAAGCAAGAGAGGGGGCGGAGCUUGGAGCUGCGGGAGCCGUCGCCUGGAGGGUCCAGGCCCAGGACUUCAGUGGAGGUGGGACGGAGCUCCCCUGUGCCUUGGGCUUGUCAGCUGAGUACAUCCUCCUCACGGACUGUUCCACCAAAGAGGUUGUGUUUAACUGUUUCUGUGCCGAUGUCAUUGGCUGGACACCGGAGCGGCUGUCACUGAAGAUCUUCUAUGGCAGAGGAGACCACAUCGCAGUGCGAGUACCAGAGGGCUGUGCACAGGACAUCAGGGAGGUGGUGCAGAGGUUGAAGUCUUUGACAGUGGGAUGUGAGACGGUGGACAUGACUCUGAGGAGAAACGGACUCGGACAACUGGGCUUCCAUGUUCGCCUGGACGGCACUGUGGCCGAGGUGGAGGAGUACGGCUUUGCUUGGCAGGCCGGACUGAGACAGGGCAGCCGGUUGGUGGAGAUCUGCAAGGUGGCAGCAGUGACGCUGACUCACGAGCAGAUGAUCGACCUCCUGAGGACGUCGGUCACUGUGAAAGUGGUCAUCAUACCUCCGUAUGAAGAGGGCGGGCCUCGCAGGGGUUGCACUGAGGAGUAUGAGAUGAAGACCAUGGAGCAGAAGCCCGAACCUGAGCCUCUGGCGGCAGGAUACAGACCAUCUCCUCGCUCCACGUGGAGGUGGGACAGCCCACCAAUUCCUGCAGGGCUCCACAUUGCCCCCAACGCCCAGCGCUGGGCCCCCAUGGGUCCCCCGCCUCCUCCACUGCCGCGCUCACACAAGGCCAUUAUGUCUGUUCCCUACAGGGAGCCCCAGCACCUCAACUCCAAGAGGCCUGUGAGCUACCCAGAGAACCACUUUAGUCUGUCUCCUGCGGGGGGCGACAGAGUGCUGACCUACAGAAACCCCUCAGCCAGCUUCUCCUCCCCCUCCUCAGGCUUUAUCGGUCUGUCCACGAUGGGGCCACCUGGGAUCACACCAGGCCCCUUCGUACGCUACAAACCCUCACCUGACAGAUAUGGAACAGGACAGCGCCCCCUGCUGCCCUAUGAGCCCCACCUCAGUGUGGACAUGAACUCCAGUGGAGAGUCUUCCUCAGGCUUCACCAGUCAGGAGAGCACAAUGGAGCGCUGCAAAACAGAGCCCCUCUGGCAUGUCCCCGCUUCAUCUUCCCGGGGUCCGGGUGCUGGAGGAGGUCAGAGGAGACAAACUAGACAGGAUGUCCCGGGUAAAGACUCUCCAAACAGACACUCAAAGGGUGAGACUCAGUACUCCAGCCACUCCAGCAGCAACACUCUGUCUAGCAACGCCUCAAGCGGCCACAGCGACGAGCGCUGGUUCGAAGGAGGAGCCGGAGGAGAGCGAGGAGGCAGCGGGAGUUGUCUUAUCGACCCAGCUGACCCCGACCCAGACCUUCUCAACAAGGGGGGGUCAAACGACAGCGGCAUCGACGCCUCAACGCACUACAACAACGCUCGUCAGGGAAACGUGUCAAACAGCCAGUCGCAUAAGCCCAUGCACUCCUUCGUCACCUACAGCGGCAUGCAGGAGCUGUCUGUGGGGAGGAGCAGCGGCGGGGGAGAGGUGAGGAGAAGAGAGUCCUCCCCAAUCAUACCAGCGUCAGCCAACCAGAACAAAGGGUACCUGACGAGGACAUUCCCGCCUCCUGGCUCCAGUGCUGAUAAAAUGGAUGCUUUCAAACCCAGGGCCUACACACCACAGGGUUACAAGACUCCAGCGGAGAAAGCUCGGCCUAUCCGAGCAGCUACCACUACACCAACUUCAGCUCAUUUAAGCUCCACCCCUCUGUCCAGCUCCGCCCCCAAGUCCUCCUGGGCAGGGAAGAGCAGACAAACUGCCUGGCAGGGUGACGACAGAGGCCCAUCACCUUUAAAUGCAACGACAUCCAGUUCAGACAGCAACAGCAGCAAGAAGCAGGUGGAUAUGAACUCAAAGAACGUGUUUGGACAACCUCGACUCCGAGCGUCACUAAGGGACCUGCGUUCUCCGAGACGGACGUACAAAAGCACCAUCGAGGACGACCUGAAGAAACUGAUCAUCAUGGACAACCCUGGAGAGACACCACAAAGAGAUCCGUCUCCCAGACGGACUUUGCAGCGCACCUUCUCAGACGAGUCGCUGUGCAGUGGGCGCAGAGAGGCAAGCUUCGCCAACUCGGAGAACCAGACGACUCCCACUGACUUACUGUUCACCUGCACGCUGCCCACACGCAGACACAUGCAGAGCAAAAAGGUUCCUCUGUCGGCCUCAGAGCUGUCUCUCACAGAAGUAAGAGACAAAGUCCCCCCCCUGAGGAGGCUGGACCCCGGGCUGAUGCCUCUCCCUGACACAGCCUGUGGACUGGAGUGGUCCAGCCUGGUCAAUGCUGCUAAAGUCUACGAAGGUGAGGCCGGAGAGUCUUCAGGAUUAGCACAAAGAGCCGUCUCCCUCUUCUCGCUGAAUGAGCCACAGGCUGGAGGUCCGGACAUGAGACCAGCCGUCAGUCCAGUCCAGUUUCAGACUCCUCAGACUCCUCGGACCACGCCCACCUUCAGCUGCGACGAGGUGCCCAACGAAUUGUCUGGUCGGCUCUACCACCUGGAAGUGAUGCUGAAACAGCUCAACAAUGAUCUGGAGAGAGAGAAGCAUGAUAAAGUCGUCCUGCUCGCAGAGAUGGCCAACCUGAGAGAGAACAACCAGCGGCUGCAGGAGGAGAGCCUGACGGCCAGCGAGCAGCUCAGAAAGUUCAGUCAUCUUUACACAAACCCCAAGAGCGAGAGCGACCACGAGGCUCACUCCUUAACACACGAACAUGACCCAAAGAGGGAGUGACACCAGCACCUGCAGGAGGAGAGGAGGGAGAUAUUCAGGCCACAGAGGGAGGACGACUGUGAGACAAAUCCUCUUUCCUUGCACACACAGGGGCAGCAAAGGUCACCAUGAUGUCACCUCACACAGCUUCCACUGGACUGCCUUAAACUGUAGAGAGAGUGAGGGAAAAAAAACAACCUGAUUUUUAUAAUGCAACACUCCCCGAGCCUGUUCACACACACACACACACACAGAGCAGGGAGCCUCCCUCUCUGUAGUCUGAGCCUGUUUAUUUUUGUAAACUGAAGUGGAAAAGUCUUAUAGACCUGUCCUAUGUUUAAAUACUUACCUACUAUGCCAGAGGAGCGAGUGCAGGAGGAGAACCUGACUGUUUAAGAGACACUACAUCACCUGGAGAGGCCUAAUACUGUUUCUGCAGCAAAUCAGCCAAAAACUAAAGACUCAUUACAGACUGCAUCUCCCAGAAUGCACUAGAAGUAUGGAGACUCUACAGACAUGGUACUGUAGAUAGAUGAGGUACAAUUCUCAUGUAUCAAUAUGACCUUUAUUGUACUGAUAUUGUAUAACAGUCUUACUAAAGAGGUGUGUGUGUGUGUGUGUGUGUGUGUGUGUGUGUGUGUGUGUGUGUGUGUGUGUGUGUGUGUGU
Labrus mixtus (cuckoo wrasse) is the source of this 6405-nucleotide messenger RNA. It is a transcript of the gene sipa1l3, whose product is annotated as signal-induced proliferation-associated 1 like 3. NCBI's taxonomy places the organism in Eukaryota, Metazoa, Chordata, Actinopteri, Labriformes, Labridae. The record is from RefSeq and is a predicted model, not a curated record. The transcript has 24 exons. Bases 465 to 5759 code for a protein of 1764 amino acids. Gene Ontology annotation, cellular component: cytoplasm; Golgi apparatus; plasma membrane. Gene Ontology annotation, biological process: regulation of small GTPase mediated signal transduction; establishment of epithelial cell polarity; activation of GTPase activity. Gene Ontology annotation, molecular function: protein binding; GTPase activator activity.